Messenger RNA from Bradysia coprophila, 1400 nucleotides. Its product is annotated as reducing polyketide synthase swnK-like. Lineage: Eukaryota; Metazoa; Arthropoda; Insecta; Diptera; Sciaridae. The record is from RefSeq and is a predicted model, not a curated record.
AUGAGUAGCGAUUUGACAGCAGGCAAACUGUUGGACUACGCAGAGUUUUUGGCAAAGACAGAAUUCACCGAUGUAAACACUGUCGGUUACGAAAGUGUUAAAGAUGAAACCAAUGUCAAAAUGUACAGCUUGUCAGCACCGUCUUCAUCCUCGUUGGUUGAAAAAAUCGAUACGCUUUCGAAAAAUCCAAGAAUGAUCUCGGCCGAAGCAGGAAAUGAUCUGAGCGCCACAUCCAAUGAAUUCAGGCAUGCAGUUCUCUAUUCUGAUGCGAAGAAUCUGGCAGAAGCGUUAUCAACAAGCCCAAAAACCUUUGACGCAAUCAAGGCACCACCACCGAAACUUUGUUUUAUCGUUACAUGUCAAGGGUCACAGUAUAUGGGAAUGGGAAAAAAUGUGUACGAAUGGUCGCCAGUAUUUCGGUACCACUUCGACGAGUGUGACGCUAUAAUAAUGGAAAAUUAUGGCGUUGGUGUCAAGGAGUUGAUGUAUUCAGAUCAAGACGACUGGAUGGGGAACCCAUUGAAGGCUCUGCCAUACAUUUUGUCUUUGGAGUACGCCCUCUUUCGAUUAUAUGAGUCGUGGGGCAUCAAACCAGAUUUUGUUUUGGGUUUGAGUUUCGGCGAAUAUGGAGCUGCAGUUAUAAGUGGAAUGAUUUCGUUGAGAGAUGCUUUCAAAUUGAUCAUGAAUAGGGCGAAGAUGGUCAUCGAUAACAUCGAGGAAGAGGCACUGGGAGUGGUUGAAUUAAAUGUCAGUAAAUUUGAUACGAUUAUGGAACAACUGAAGAAAGAAGAUGGUAUGGAAGAAGCGUGGCUGGAUAUAGCAGGUUGCAACUCACCACUUCAAACUUGUGUUGUUGGAUAUCGGAAAACUGUUCAUAAAUUUGUGGAAAUUUGCAGAGGAACCGGUGCUAGAUGCAUGCUGAUGGAUCCAUACCAUCCGUACCAUUCUGAUUAUGUGCCUCUGUCAUUCCACAAUUCGAAACGAUCACUUCACAAGUCCAGUACAAUAAAGCCAUCAAUGGAACGUUCAUUUCUACCGUGAGAAAUGGCAAAAUAAUGGAAACUUUGGAUAAGGAUUACUACUUGGAGCACUUGCAAGGACGUGUUCUGUUCGUGAAUGCUAUAGCGACUGCGAUUAAGAAUGAGGGAGUUACUCACUUUUUAGAAGUUGGACCACAUCCAAUCAAUAUUCCGUUGGUGAAAGCCAUACUGCAGAAUGCAUACCCUGAGCUGGGCACCAACUUUGAUUUUUAUUCGUCACUAUUAAGAACAGAAAGUGAUAGGUCAACGUUGUUGAAUACUUUGGGCAAAUUAUAUACGGCCGGAUGUAGUGUAAAUUGGGACAAUGUCAAUAAAUUGAUGGAUCAGUAGUGUCGAAGUAAGAAGAAAGUCUCCGUUUGG